AAUCAAAGAAUCUCCAGCACUCGACAAGAAAAAAGUUCUGUUCAUCUUUGAUGGUCUGGAUGAGUGCCGACUGCCCCUAGACUUCCAGAAGAACAAGAUCUGUUGUGAUGUCAACAAGUCAACCUCAGUGGAUGUUCUGCUGACAAAUCUCAUCAAGGGAAACCUGCUUCCCUCUGCUCUCCUCUGGAUAACUACCCGACCUGCAGCAGCCAAUCAGAUCCCCCCUGAAUGUGUUGACCAGGUGACAGAGGUACGAGGGUUCAAUGACCCACAGAAGGAGGAGUACUUCAGGAAGAGAUUCAGUGAUGAGGACCUGGCCAGCAGAAUCAUCUCACACAUAAACACAUCAAGGAGCCUCCACAUCAUGUGCCACAUUCCAGUCUUUUGUUGGAUUUCUGCAAUAGUACUUGAACCAAUGCUGAAACAUAAGAGAGAAGAGAUGCCCAAGACUCUGACUGAGAUGUACAUACACCUUGUGGUGUUUCAUACCAAACAGAAGAAUGAAAAGUAUCUUGGGAAAGAAGAGACAGGUCCAGACUGGAAUAAAGAGAGCAUUCUGUCACUGGGAAAACUGGCUUUUCAACAGCUUGUGAAGGGCAAUCUGAUUUUCUAUGAAGAAGACCUGAAAGAGGCUGGAAUUGAUGUCAAUGAAGCCUCAGUGUACUCAGGAUUGUGCACACAGAUCUUUAAAGAGGAAUGUGGGCUGUACCAGGACAAGGUGUACUGCUUCGUGCAUCUGAGCAUUCAGGAGUUUCUGGCUGCUGUAUAUGUGUUCCUCUCAUUCAGCAACAACAAUGAGAAUCUAAUGGCCGAACCUCAAACAUCCAGCAACGAUUGUCUACUGAAUCCAGAAGUUACUAUCUACAAGAGCGCUGUGAAUAAAGCCUUACAAAGUGAGACGGGAAACCUGGACCUUUUCCUCCGCUUCCUUCUGGGCCUCUCAAUGGAGUCCAAUCAGAAGCACUUACGAGGUCUACUGACAACGAAAGGAAGCAGCUCACAGAGCCAUGAAGAAACAGUCAUUUACAUCAAGGAGAAGAUCAGUGAGAAUCCCUCUCCAGAGAGGUGCAUCAAUCUGUUCCACUGUCUGAAUGAACUGAAUGACCAUUCUCUAGUGGAGGAGAUCCAAAGCUACCUGAGAUCAGGAAGUGUCUCCAGUGAUGAACUCUCACCUGCACAGUGGUCAGCUCUGAUCUUUGUGUUGCUGACUUCAGAAAAGGAGCUGGAUGUGUUUGACCUGAAGAAAUACUCCAGAUCAGAGGAAGGUCUUCUGAGGCUGCUGCCAGUGGUCAAAGUCUCCAGAGCUGCUCUGCUGUCAGGCUGUGGAGUCACAGAGGAUGGCUGUGCUUCUCUGGUCUCAGCUCUGAAGUCAAACCCCUCAAACCUGAGAGAGCUGGAUCUGAGUAACAAUGACCUGAAGGAUUCAGGAGUGAAGCUGCUCUCUGCUGGACUGGGGAAUCCCCACUGUAAACUGGAGACUCUGAGGCUGUCAGGCUGUCUAGUCACAGAGGAAGGCUGUGCUUCUCUGGUCUCUGCUCAGCUCCUGACCAAAUCCCUCACACCCAAGAGAGCUGGAUCUGA
Molecule: messenger RNA, 1581 nt
Organism: Oncorhynchus masou masou (cherry salmon)
Lineage: Eukaryota; Metazoa; Chordata; Actinopteri; Salmoniformes; Salmonidae
Product: NLR family CARD domain-containing protein 3-like
Exons: 3
Biological process (GO): intracellular signal transduction
Molecular function (GO): protein binding
Source: RefSeq, a predicted model, not a curated record